Messenger RNA from Macroventuria anomochaeta, 2545 nucleotides. Its product is annotated as ferric reductase like transmembrane component family protein-like protein. The transcript has 3 exons. Gene Ontology annotation, cellular component: plasma membrane. The record is from RefSeq and is a predicted model, not a curated record. Gene Ontology annotation, biological process: intracellular iron ion homeostasis; copper ion import; iron ion transport. NCBI's taxonomy places the organism in Eukaryota, Fungi, Ascomycota, Dothideomycetes, Pleosporales, Didymellaceae. Bases 390 to 2507 code for a protein of 705 amino acids. Gene Ontology annotation, molecular function: ferric-chelate reductase activity.
CAUGCAUCGAGGAAGCGAAAACUGGCUCGUCGUGCAGUAGCAUGCCGCUUAUUACCAGGGCCGUGGCUGACAGCAACAGUGAAUCCUCUUUGCCGGUUGACAUACGCCACUGUCUGUGUACCGUAACUCCAGUCAGUCCUGAACCACAGACAGACACCAACUCGAAGUCCAAAGUGUAUCACCACUUCUCCUGCGGCACCAAACUCGGCAGUACGACUUGACAUGGCAGGAGCUGCGACUGUGACCAUGCGAUAGCCAAGAGGAACACUCAAGAAUCACCCCGCCACAGGAAGUCGUUGCGAUCUAGAAUCAGCACACCGUAUUGGCGAUUGGAGUGAAGAAACGCAAACGAAACAACACGUCGCGGCAUUGGCCAGCGUUCAAACACCAUGAGUCACAACCAUGGCGGCAUGUCGAUGGGCUCGAUGGCCUUGCCUGCUCUUCCAGAAUUCCCCAAGUUUUAUUACGCCGUUGUAGGAAGCGCGGUUGCCAUCGCAACACUUGUCAACAUCUACAACCACCUUUUGUACAGACAAAGACUAUCCGCCGCAAGAGCAGGAACAUUGUCACCCGCAAAGCCGAGGUCCUGGUUCCCACUAUGGAGUGCAACACUGUUUGCUGUGACCCGAGAAGCGUCCAACUUCUCAGUCCGGAUACCGCUCAAAGGACGCUUUCUGAGGUUACCUACUGUCGGAUGUACCAGUUUAGUCCUGGCGAACGUGGUCGUUCUACUUGUGCUCUGCUUCUAUGGGCUCAACCUCACUGAUCAGUUCUCGAAAGAGAGCGUUGGGUUUCGAUGCGGUGUUGUGACACUCGGUCAACUACCACUCAUCUUCUUGCUCUCCGGAAGGAACAACGUCAUUGGGUUUCUUACUGGCAUCAGCUAUGAGCGUUUAAACUGGCUGCAUCGAUGGACCGCUAGGUGCAUGCUUCUUACGGCGACCGUCCACAUGGGCUACUUCUUCAGUGCUUGGGCCCCAUAUGACUAUAUCGGUGUUCAGCUCAAGCAGAACAAGCUUGUGUGGCGUGGACUGGCGGCCUGGUGCACGCUGAUGUGGAUCAACUUCAGUUCUGCGACACCCAUCCGUGGAUGGAACUAUGAACUUUUUGUUGUCCAACAUGUAGCCUCAUUUGCACUUUUCAUUGGUUUCGUUUAUGUCCACGCUCCGCCUGAACUGCAAGGCUACGUAUGGGCAGCAGUGGCUCUCUUCUUCUUCGACCGUGUGUUCCGAGCUCUGCGAGUCCUGUACACCAACAUCUCUCUCUUCCACCCAUCACACAAGCGGGAUGGGUUAUUGGCUUGCAAGGCCGAAUUCAUGCCACUGCCUCAUGAUACCACACGAAUCACCAUUAGAAAACCACCCAUUAGCUGGCGCCCUGGUCAGCAUGUCUUCUUAUCGUGUCAAGGAAUUGCCCCUCUGCAGAACCACCCGUUUACUAUCGCGUCGAUUCCCGAAGAUGGUAAGAUGGAGUUCUUGGUAAAAGCGCAAUCUGGGGGAACGAGACGCUUCUUCAAACACGCCCAGAAGUGGCAGGACUUAGCUGAUACACCAUCAAGACCAAAAACGGUCACCAUCGAGGGUCCAUAUGGGUGCCACAGACCGCUCCGCCAGUUCGACAGCGUCAUAUUGCUCGCCGGUAGCACUGGCGCUACAUUCACUGUGCCGUUACUUCGAGACGUUAUCCAAGGCUGGAGGGAAAACAGCGACCCAUCAGCAGCAUCAAAUACUUCGUUUCUUUCAUCGCCAAAAGGUGCAGUCACGCGCCAUGUCCGUUUUGUGUGGGUCGUCAAGAGCCGAGGCCAGCUCGAGAUGUUUUCCGAGCAGCUGUCAUCUGUGUAUGCCGACUUCCGAGUUAUUCGGGAGCAGAUGAGAGGCAUCAAGCUCGAGGUGACGGUUUACGUCACGUGCGAUGAAUCCUUCACAGAAGAGCACAAAUCAUUGCUAAAUACUAUGACCGCGCCGAAGAGCACAGCAGCCCAAAACAAAGUGGUCGAACACGGUACAGUGGAGCCCCGCAACCGUUCCACAGGAGAAAAGGACGGGUCCAAGAUCACCAAGAAUGAGGUGGAGGAGGUCUCAACAACCUCCCGCUCAUCAGAUGAAACCGGCGACGCAUGCGGCCCAGACGCCACAUGCUGCUGCCGCACCCCCAUCAACGAAGCCUCCGCCUCCAACCCAGCGUCCUGCUGCUGCUGCACUCCCGCAGACGCAGCAACCAGCUCUUCGCGCUCCAGCACCUCGUCCGCCCAACCGCUGCAACAGCCGCGCAAGCAGACCCUCGUGCACCCCUCGAUUCAGAUCUUCAGCGGCCGUCCGCAGACCAAGGAUAUCAUCCGCCGCUCGCUCGAGCAGGCGAUCGGCGAGUCGGCAGUGGUAGCGUGUGGGCCUCAGGGGCUGGUUAGCGAUGUGAAGCAGGGUGUUGUUGAAUUGAGUGAUGAGCGGGCGGUGCAUAAGGGGACGGGGGCGCAGGGCGUAUAUUUGCAUACUGAGAGCUUUGGGUAUUGAGUAGAAAUUUAUAGCAGGAGAAUAUAAUGAUUGUCGAU